ACAGCAUCGUAGGUAAGCAACAGCAAAAAUCCAUCCAUCGACCAUGUCUGGGUGGUGGGAGGACGAGCCCAACGGCUCCAAGGCGGUGAGCCUGCUGCUGCGCCUGUCCGCGCUCAUCCUGGCCCUCGCGUCGGCGGUCAUGAUGGCCACGGCCGACGACUGCGCCAUCGCCGGCGCAACGCCGCCCACGGCCGUCACCUACCGGGACUACGGCGCCUUCGUAUACCUGGUGUGGGCCAACGUCGCCGCGGCCGUGCUGCAGGCCGCGGCCGUCUACCUGCAGCUCAGCGGCGCCGGCGGCGACGACGAUGACGACGGGGGCAGCCAGGUCCCCGGGGUCGUGCUGGUCGUCGUCGACGUGCUGGCGCAGGCGCUGCUCUACUCGUCGACGGGCGCCGCGUACGGGUGUGGGAAGGUCGGCGUCGACGUCUGCGUGGCGUUCGGCGAGCAGGUGGGGCGGUCCAAGCUGCUGUCCUUUGGCGCCAGCGUCUCCCUCGGCCUCGCCGCCGUCGUCAAGGACGUCUCGCUGCCGUUCAAUGUCUGGCCCGGCUCAUCGGACUGAGCUGCCGGACGGCCAGCCCAGAGAACCGUGUGCCGUGUUAGUGUGUAUGCGUGCAUGGUACAGUACAGAGUAUACGGCAACUGUAAGCAUCGUGUACUGGUUGGCUAUUGAUCACGCGACUUA
Molecule: messenger RNA, 685 nt
Organism: Aegilops tauschii subsp. strangulata
Lineage: Eukaryota; Viridiplantae; Streptophyta; Magnoliopsida; Poales; Poaceae
Product: CASP-like protein 1U2
Source: RefSeq, a predicted model, not a curated record